Molecule: messenger RNA, 2747 nt
Organism: Columba livia (rock pigeon)
Lineage: Eukaryota; Metazoa; Chordata; Aves; Columbiformes; Columbidae
Gene: BUD13
Product: BUD13 homolog
Exons: 11
Coding region: 36-1928 (630 amino acids)
Biological process (GO): mRNA splicing, via spliceosome
Cellular component (GO): U2-type spliceosomal complex; RES complex
Molecular function (GO): RNA binding
Source: RefSeq, a predicted model, not a curated record
UCCCGGCGCUUAGUGCGUCACUUCCGGCGGGCAGUAUGGCGGCGGCGGGGCUGAGCAAGGCCGAGUACCUGCAGCGCUACCUGAGCGGCCCGGCCGGGCCCGCGCCCGCCCGGCCCCGCCGCCGCCGCACCAAGAGGCCGCCGGGCGGCGCGGGCAGAGCCGGGAUGCGGAUCGUGGAUGACGACGUGAGCUGGAGCAGCAUCGCCGCCGCGCAGGAGAACGAGGAGGAGGAGGACGAGGGGGACAUGCCCGUGGUGGCAGAGUUUAUUGAUGAGCGUCCCGAUGCAGUGAAGCUCAUGGAGGAAUUCCGGAGAAAUGCCAAGUGGAAGCUUUUGGGAGACCAGGGUGAAGACACCCAAAGUUCAGAUGUUUCAGCGCCUGCCCAACCUGCUGCGAGGCGACAGCGUCACGAUACUCCUGAUCCAUCACCCCCAAGGCGACAGCAUCACGAUACUCCUGAUCCAUCACCUCCAAGGCGACAGCGUCACGAUACUCCUGAUCCAUCACCCCCAAGGCGACAGCGUCACGAUACUCCUGAUCCAUCACCCCCAAGGCGACAGCGUCGCGAUACUCCUGAUCCAUCACCCCCAAGGCGACAGCGUCAUGACACCCCUGACCCGUCCCCUCCGAGGCGACAGCGUCACGAUACUCCUGAUCCAUCACCUCCGAGGCGACAGCGUCACGAUACUCCUGAUCCAUCACGCCUGAGGCAACAGCGUCAUGAUACUCCUGACCCGUCCCCGCCCAGACGGCAGCGUCAUGACACCCCUGACCUGUCCCCGCCGAGACGACUGCGUCACGAUACUCCUGACCCAUCACCACCCAGACGACAGCGUCACGACACCCCUGAUCCAUUGCCCCCCAGACGACAGCGUCACGACACCCCUGACCCGUCACCCCCAAGGCGACAGCGUCGUGACACCCCUGACCUGUCCCCAAGGAGACUGAGCCCGGUGCCGGGGAGAAGGGGCUGCAAAACCUCAGCCAAGCCCCUGUUGGGACGAGCCCAGGGGGAGCGAUCUCCCCCUGGGCGCGGCGUCUCUGACAAGUCCUCAUCGCGACACAAGCGUUCGGUCACACCGGACCUGUCCCCUCCGAGGAAGAAGAGGCACGACUCUGACUCCGAUCUCUCACCACCUCGGAGGAAGAGGAGCGGGUCGCCCAGCCUGAAGAAGCCGAGCAGAGCCCGAGAGGCUUCCCCAGCCACGAAAAGGCUCCGGGAGGUGCCGUCACCUCAGAGGAAGGAGCAGCACCGUUCCAGGAGCCCCCGUGACGUCUCGCCUCAUCGCCAGCGUGACGCUCAGGGCUCUCCCAAGAAGGCAAACGCAGCGUUUUCUGCGGUCAGAGCUGGGCUGGUGUCAGCCGAGGUGCUGCAGCGGGAGCAGCAGGAGCUGCGGAGCCAGGAGAGCAGCACCAGGCUCCUGGCAGAGGAAUCCCGGCACUCCAAGACCAUCUACCGAGACAAGUCCGGGCGCAAGAGGGACCUGGAGCGGGAGUGGCUGGAGCAGCGGCAGAAAGCUGAAGCCUCGUCUGAGAGAGACGAGCAAUACGCCAGAUGGGGAAAAGGGCUGGCACAGGAGAGGCAACAGCAGCAAAACGUGGAAGAUGCAAUAAAGGAGAUGCAGAAGCCGCUGGCUCGGUACAUUGAUGACCAGGAUCUGGAUCGGAUGCUGCGGGAACAAGAGCGCGAAGGGGACCCCAUGGCCGCCUUGAUCAAGAAGAGGAAGGCCCGAGCCGGCAAGGAGAAGAAAGAAAAGCCGCGGUACAACGGACCAGCACCUCCGCUCAACAGAUUUAACAUCUGGCCCGGGCACCGCUGGGACGGUGUGGACAGGUCCAACGGGUUCGAGCAGCAGCGCUUCGCCAGGAUGGCCGACAAGCGGGCGGUUCAGGAGCUGGCCUACAAGUGGAGCGUGGAGGACAUGUAGAGACGGAGCGCGGGUGAAACAGCGUCCAGGGCUGGUGUCGUGGAGCUUCCCCGGCUGCCAGAGCCGCGAGGAGCAGCUGGCUGUGCCGGCACCGUGACCUGCAGCGUCUCGGCACCGUUUUGUGAGCGGCAAGGCUGAGUCUGGAGGCUGCCAAAGAGGAUCUUCUGUUGGCCAGAGGGGACGAACUCGGCGCUGCUUGGUGCAGCGUGGAGGGGCCUGGGGGCCGCUGUCUGCAGCGCUGCCUCGCUCUGUCGCUCCGCGGACCACGGCUCCCGGUCUGGUCACUUCUAAUGAACCACAGUAACUAUGUGCUUCACCGUUUCAUGCCAAAUGCUUUGUCCUCCGAGGGCGGUUCACAAGUCCUCAGGUGUCACGAAUCUCAGGUUUUUCCGGCUGGUGAAGGUGCGCUGAGCUCCGUCGCUGCAGAGCUGAGCUCACCCGGCAGUUCGGAGCCCGGCUGUGGUUCCUGCUCCGCUCCAGUUCUCCCGGAGCGCAGCUGUGCCCUGCAAAUCCUGUACGUGAGCCGACUCACCUCGGCCGCUGCCACAUCCCCCGGGCUGCUGUGACGUUCUCGUGCCCACGGGCAGUGACGCUGGGGACACUCGGGCUGUCCUGACCCUGGACGCGCAGCUCUGCCCGUGUCACCCCGCCCUGUCCUGCGCGAGGCCGGGACACCAGCCCGCGGUGCCGCGUGUGACAGCGCCCGUGCCGCCCUGCGCUCGCGUUGGGUCGGUCGGUGUCUUGUCCCCCGUGUUGUGUUUCUGCCAGCCCCGGAGCCUCCGUGUACACGUGUAAAUAACAUCCUGCUUUUUUACCUGA